Iphiclides podalirius (scarce swallowtail) is the source of this 2106-nucleotide messenger RNA. Lineage: Eukaryota; Metazoa; Arthropoda; Insecta; Lepidoptera; Papilionidae. The record is from the annotation of a GenBank genome assembly.
AUGAAACUUGAGGGCCAACAAAAAGAUUUGUUUCUCGCAUGGGGUAUAUUCCAAAUUACAAGAGCUUUAUCAUUUUUCAACAAUGAUGGCAACAUGAGACACAAUAAUGUUUGCCUUUACUCAGUAUUUGUCACAUCUGCUGGGGAGUGGAAACUUGGAGGAUUUGAGUUUCUUACAGCCCAAGGACAAGAUACCUCGAGUCCAAUACCUAUUAAAAUAUUACCAGCUCUUGAAAUAUAUGACCCACCUGAAAAAAAGGAUCCUACCAAGUUGAAGUCAGUUACAAAAUGCUCAACAGACAUGUGGGGAUUGGGCUGCCUAAUUUGGGAAGCAUUUAAUGGACCACUCAUGAACCAGCCCUCACUUAAGACAGUUGAUCUUAUACCAAAGCAGCUUUGCACAUUAUACUGUGAGCUUGUUAGUGCCAAUCCUGCAUCUAGACCAAAUCCAGCAGAUAUCAUAACUAGAUGUCGAAAACUCGGUGGCUAUUUCAAAAACGACCUGAUAGACACAAUGUUAUUCCUAGAAGAAAUUCAAAUAAAAGAUAAAGUUGAGAGGGCAAAAUUUUUCUCCACUCUCAGUUCAUAUUUGGACAACUUCCCAGAGGCUGUUUGCAUCAACAAAAUUCUGCCUCAAUUGUUGACUGCUUUUCAUUAUGGUGAUGCGGGAUCUGCUGUCUUAGCGCCAAUGUUUAAGUUGGGCAAACUUCUGGGCGAAGAGGACUACCAAAAGCAAAUCGUGCCGUGUGUUGUCAAGCUGUUCGCGUCCAACGAUCGCACUACUCGCUCCCGUCUGCUGCAGCAGCUGGACCAGUUCAUCGUGCAUCUGCAGAAUACCACUGUGAAUGAUCAAAUUUUCCCCCAAGUCGUGCACGGAUUCUUGGACACCAAUUCCAUUAUACGGGAACAAACUGUAAAGUCGAUAAUCCAUUUAGCUUCAAAACUCAACUACAACAAUCUGAACGUGGAAGUGCUCAAACACUUCGCCAGGCUACAAUCCAAAGACGAUCAGGGCGGCAUAAGGACGAACACGACGGUGUGCCUGGGCAAGAUAGCGGCGCACCUGCACCCGCAGAUCCGCCAGAAGGUGCUCGUGUCCGCCUUCGUGCGGGCGACACGGGACGCGUUCCCGCCGGCGCGGCAGGCGGGCGUGCUCGCGCUGGCCGCCACCCAGCAGUACUUCCUGCUGGCGGAGGUCGCCAACCGCGUGCUGCCCGCCCUGUGCCCCCUCACCACGGACCCAGAGAAGCAGGUUCGGGAUGCAGCGUUUAGGACAAUUAGGGGCUUCCUCGGGAAACUGGAGAAAGUGUCGGAAGACCCAAGCCUGAAAGAGGGAAUGGAGGCGGACGUGCAUACGGCGACGCCGUCGCUUAGCAACGCGGCGGCCACGUGGGCCGGCUGGGCGGUCACAGCCGUCACCGCCAAGUUCUACCGCUCCCACUCUGACACGGCGAAAGUGCAGCACUCGGUCAAGUCGGCCCUCUCGAAGCCCGGCUCGUUGGAGCAACCGUCAUCGAGCAGUAUGUCGACGACGACGUCAUCGGUGACCUCGAUGACGUCAUUGGAACGCAGCGAGUCGGCGUCGGACUACGAUCCCGAUCACUGGGACAUGACCGCGUGGGGCGAGAUAGACUCCAGCGCAGGCACGGGCGCGAGCGCCAAGUCGCCGCCCAGCAGCGACAGCGCGCAGGCGACGCCCGGCCUAGGCGCGCUCUGCGAGGACGACUGGGAAGGCGAUUGGGGCACGCUGCAGGAGCAACCGAGCGCCGAAGCGGAGCUCGCUAGCCCAUCGGAGACGUGGAACAACCAGACCUGGUCGGAGGCGGUGAUGAUGGCGGGGAACAGCGCGAACGCGACCUACGUGCGAGGCCCCUCCCGCCCCACAGCCCACCAAAACAGCAGCGACUCGCUAUGCGGCUGGGAGGACGGCGAAUUCGAGCCGAUAGAGGAGAACGCGGAUGAGAACAACGCGUCUAAAAUGGAGGAGAUGCGACGGAAGCGCGAAGAGAGGAAGCUGCAGCGGCAGAGGGAGAUGGAGGCUAGGCGCAGCGCACGUGGCCAAGGGCCCAUGAAGCUAGGCACCAAGAUCAACGCGCCCCCACCCUUC